GCCGCGGGAAAGCCAUAUAUAAAGAGGAUCACGUACUACUCGUCCUCACAUUCUACCCCAAGAAGGCGAUAUAAUAUAAUUACCAAGAUAAAAUAAACAGAACAAAACGCGGACGAUGAAGUGGCUCACGUUACUUGCCGUCGCCAUCUUGGCUGUAGGCUGCCACGGGUGCGAGAGCGGCUGGGUAGACAUCGGGGGCAUAUGCUACGGCCUCUUCACGGAGAGCAUGCCGUGGGCCGACGCCAGGAGCUUCUGCCAAGGCCACGGCGGAGACCUGGCAAAGGUGGCCGACGCCGACGUGCUCAGGAAACUGUAUGAGUACAUCAUGACCUAUGGUCUGAGCGGGAGCUACUGGCUGGGCGCGUCCGACCUGACCUUCGAGGGCGACUGGCUGUGGGUGCAGGACAACAGCAGGGUAGACCGCGGGACGCCCUUCUGGGCCAUCCACAGCGGACUCUUCGGCUGGGACCACGAGCCCAGCGGCGGCGCGGAGGAGAACUGCCUCGUCCUGGAUGAGGCGCGCAAAUAUUACUUCAACGAUGCCAACUGCAACCUCGUGUUCCAUCCCGUCUGCAUGGUUUUCAUCGACAUUUCCACGGCCCUUACCACCCAAGAUGAACAGCUGCUCGUCCCUCACGCAGAUAAACGCAAAGCGGGAGGCAGCAAUAUAUAUCGCAGUUCGUUCGUUUGGCAGUUUAUAUCGUGGCAAGAAGGCGAUGGCCGAGAGCUGAGGCCAAAUGAUUGCAAGUUGAUUGCACAUUUUUGGUUGUAUGACAGCCCCACAUACUUGCACGUUGCCAUCGCCAUGGACACUUUUGACCAGACUGUCUUUUCAGAGUGCAGCUCUCAGUGCGAAACAGGAUGGGUGGAGCUGAAUUCCAACUGCUUCUACUUCCACCAAGAGACCCGCAUGCCUUGGCAAGAUGCGAGGGGGUUCUGCCAGGAUCUCGGAGGAGGCGAUCUGGCCAUCAUUGACAAGCCCAACACGCUCAGGGAGAUCUACAAGUACCUCGUCAAAUACGACCUCCAUGAUCCUUUCUGGAUCGGCGGGAGCGACAUCAUGGCGGAAGGAAACUGGACUUGGAUCGACAAUUCUGAGAUCGCUCGCGGGACGCCAUUCUGGGCCCUUCACAACGGUCUCUUCGGCUGGUCGCACGAGCCCUCUGGUGGCAAUGAGGAGAACUGUCUCGCCCUGGAUGGCGAACGCAAGUUCUAUUUCAAUGAUCAUAAUUGCAAUGAUGUCCUCCACCCCAUCUGCAUGAUGCUCUAAAAAAAACAAUCUCUUAGUGAACUGCCGCACGCCAUCUCUAUUAAUGAAAAUUAGAGUGUGGUGUACAGUUAGCUAGCUCUACGCAAAGCCUUCCCUGAAAUGAAAGGAAAUUAAAUCC
Molecule: messenger RNA, 1388 nt
Organism: Penaeus indicus
Lineage: Eukaryota; Metazoa; Arthropoda; Malacostraca; Decapoda; Penaeidae
Exons: 8
Coding region: 116-1270 (384 amino acids)
Source: RefSeq, a predicted model, not a curated record